AUGACCAAAGCGAAAUUCGACGCCUCAAAGGCUUACUCGCCAAAGGAAGAAGAAGGAACAGCUUUCUUCGACGACGGUCGCGAAAUUGAGCUCCUGCACUUUGUGUUCUCGUACCCAAAUCUGGAUAUCAUCCGAGGCUCACCAGCCAACGUCCUCAAGGCAAUUGACGAGUAUGGUCGGACGAAGAAGUAUCUCAUGAAUGUAGGCGAAGAUAAAGGGAGGAUUGUCUGCAACUUAAUAGCGGAUGUUAAGCCGCAAAUCAUGGUAAAACUACUCCCUAUCCAUAUAUAUUGCAGCAGCUUUCUAGUCGCUCAGGUCGAGCUCGGAGGCUACGUCGGAUACUCGUGUAUCCUCUUCGGCGACGCAGUCCGCAAAGCAGGUGGACAACGAUAUUACAGCCUAGAAAUGAAACCCGAAUUCGCGGCAGUGAUCAUGUCGCUGGUCGACCUUGCCGGUCUGUCAGACGUCGUCAAGGUGGUCGUUGGGAAAAGCGACGCGUCAAUUGCUGGCCUCUACCACGAAGGGAUCCUAAAGCACAUCGACCUCAUGUUCCUCGACCACUACAAGCCGGCGUACGCGACAGAUCUGAAACUCUGUGAGGCGCUAGGACUGAUCACGCCGGGCUCGGUCCGCGCUGCGGAUAACGUGAUUUACCCUGGGAAUCCGCCGUAUCUGGAGUAUGUGAGGAAGAGCGUAGAGGAGAGGCGGAAAAGUGCUGGGGAGAUGAGGCGUCCUGAGAGUCUGCCUGACCGGACGGUCAACCAGUAUAAGGAGAGAUAUGGCGAGAUGGGGUUUAAUCAGAGUGGCGGGAACCCUAAUUUGGUGUAUGAGAGUAAGCUAGUGCAUAGCUUUGGGCCGACGGGUAAACCGGUAAGAUCCCACUCCGAAAUGAGAUGA
This is a messenger RNA of Aspergillus calidoustus, 897 nucleotides long. The record is from the annotation of a GenBank genome assembly. NCBI's taxonomy places the organism in Eukaryota, Fungi, Ascomycota, Eurotiomycetes, Eurotiales, Aspergillaceae.